This is a messenger RNA of Ipomoea nil (Japanese morning glory), 1252 nucleotides long. RefSeq names its product clathrin light chain 1-like. Gene Ontology annotation, biological process: clathrin-dependent endocytosis; clathrin coat assembly; intracellular protein transport. Gene Ontology annotation, molecular function: clathrin heavy chain binding; structural molecule activity. Bases 22 to 1005 code for a protein of 327 amino acids. NCBI's taxonomy places the organism in Eukaryota, Viridiplantae, Streptophyta, Magnoliopsida, Solanales, Convolvulaceae. Gene Ontology annotation, cellular component: clathrin coat of trans-Golgi network vesicle; plasma membrane; clathrin coat of coated pit. The transcript is spliced from 4 exons. The record is from RefSeq and is a predicted model, not a curated record.
GGAGAGAGAGAGAGAGAGAGAAUGGCUUCGUUUGACACCUUUAGCAUGGACGGAGAGCACGCGACGCCACCGCCUCCGUUUGAAGACGGUAGCUAUGGCGGCUACUCGGCUUUCUCAUCCGAAACGCCGCCGUACCAACCUGCUGCGGAAUUGUCUGAGGACUACGUUGAAGUGACGGCGGAACAGGCAUCUGAAACCGUCGACAGCCCUGAUCCUUACAGAUUCGAGUCUGAUCCGUUCCAGGGACAGGCCACUCCGUUUGGAUCCUCGGCCGUUCCGGUUUCCAACGGAAAUGGAAAGCCCUAUGACCUUGGGGAAGACUCCGAGGGAAUAUUCAGCUCCGAUGGACCGGUGCUUCCUCCUCCGAAUGAAAUGCGAGAGGAAGGCUCUGCUCUGCGCGAAUGGCGAAGGCUAAACACCAUUCGACUUGAGGAGAAGGAAAAGCAGGAAAAGGAAAUAAGAAACCAAAUUAUUGAAGAAGGAGAAGAGUAUAAGAGAGCUUUCUAUGAAAAAAGAAAGCUCAAUAUUGAAACUAAUAUGACCAUUAACAGGGAAAAAGAGAAGUUAUCCUUAGCUAGUCAAGAGAAGUUCCAUAAAGAAGCUGAUAAGCAAUACUGGAAAGCUAUUGCUGAGCUCAUUCCUAAUGAGGUGCCCAACAUUGAGAAGAAGGGUAGGAAGAAGGAUCAAGAGAAGAAGCCAGGUAUCACUGUGAUCCAAGGGCCGAAACCUGGAAAACCCACCGAGCUUUCAAGGAUGCGCCAAAUACUGGUGAAGCUUAAGCAUAAGCCACCACCUCACAUGUUACCACCCCCUCCCGCUCCCAAGGAUGGCAAAGACGGGAAGAAGGAUACGAAAGACGCCAAGGAUGGGAAAAAUGUCAAGGAUGCGAAAGAAGCAGAACCAUCUGCAGCUGCAGCAGCAGCUCCACCUGUCAGCGAUUCUAAAACGCCUGCUCCUGCAUCGGAAGAACCUGCCACCGUCACAGAGGAACAGCCCUCUACUUGAAUCUUCUAAUAUGUCUGUGGACUUUGUUUUUUGUUUUUCGCCGUGCACGAAUUUUGUAUGAUUGUCUCACUUAUUAAUCUUGCAUUCUACUACAAUUGCAUUUGAUUGUAGACCUUCGUUACUCUGUUCAGAUUGUGGAGAUCUGUUUCCUAGUAUUCAGUUUAUUGUUGUGUAUUGACCCUCAUUUAUCGGUUAUGGAGUAUUUUCGUUUUCAACCGGUCAAUAAAAUUUUUGUAUUGCUUCUCUA